Messenger RNA from Salvia hispanica, 885 nucleotides. RefSeq lists its product as uncharacterized. NCBI's taxonomy places the organism in Eukaryota, Viridiplantae, Streptophyta, Magnoliopsida, Lamiales, Lamiaceae. The record is from RefSeq and is a predicted model, not a curated record.
AUGCCUCCUCUACAUGAUCAAAGAGCAAUCGAAGACAACAUUGCGAGAAUGUUGGAGGAGGUGAUGCCUGCAAUCCAAGAGGAAGUAACAACAAGGUUGCUCGCUACCAAGCUACUAUUCAAGGGUGGAACGAACAACACGUACGCAUACCACAAACUCAGAUUUGUAGCUCAUGACUCGUAUUUCAAGCAAAUCACCGAUGUUGUUGGCCGACAAAGUAUAUCGACUUUGCAGAAAUGCACAUCUACCCAUACGUCACUAGCUUACAUAACUACUUCAGAUAUGUUCGAUGAGUAUCUCCAUGUUAGCGAGCACACUGGACGAGAGUGCCUAGCUAAAUUCUGCCGGCCAGUCAUUGGAGCAUUCAAGGAUACGUACUUGAGAAAGCUAAUGACCGACGACACCCGGAGGUUGGUGAACAUGCAUGAGCAGGUCCACAUUUUUCCCGGGAUACUGGGUAGCAUCGACUAUGGAAUCUAUAUGCGAUGGCAUGUGUUCGUGAAGACUAUCACAUGUCCGACAACGCCGAAGAGGUCGUUGUUUCCCCAAAAGCAAGAGGCGGCUCGGAAAGAUGUAGAGCGUGCAUUCGGAGUCCUCCAAGCACGGUGGGGUAUAGUGAAAGGAGUGGCCUCUGGAUGGCAUCGUCCACUAAUCGUUGAUAUUAUGUAUGCAUGUAUCAUAAUGCAUAACAUGAUCGAUGACGACGAAGGAGACUAUGUCACGGCAUGGAGAGACGAUGCAAACUCCAGCACCGCGAGUUCGUUCGUUGUAAAUGACCCUACAGUGCAGGGUGUUCCUCUCGACAUGCGCAAUGUCAUGGCCUGUUCAGCUGAGAUGUGCAAAGAAGAAGCACAUACUCACCUCCAAGCGGAUCUAAUUGAAUAA